UAAUCUUGUUAUUAGACGAAAAUCUCAUAUCAGUGAUCUAGUUACUACACAUGACUGACAAAUCAUGGACGUUGAUUGAUUUAAUAUCACUUUAUUAAGUUUGUGUAUAUAUAAGUUCGCUAACUUUAAUUAUACGGAUCCAGCAUUUGGGAUAUAAUGGCGUGGAAAAAAGUGACUUUCUCCCUGUCCAACAUGAACAAGAGCGGGCGGGCUGCUCUGGCUCGGAGUAAAAGCAUCGACCACCAGAUCGACGAGGAACGUGAGAGAAGACAGAGGGAGGUCCAGUUGUUAAUUUUAGGUGGUGCUGGGUCAGGCAAGAGUACCUUUAUCAAACAACUUCGCCUCCAUUACGGCGAUGGUUUCCCCGACACGGAACGGGUCAAGUUUAUCAACAACAUUCUACAGAACUGUGCGAACGGCCUGCACAUCAUCCUAGAGCACAUGGAAGUACUGGGGAUCAACUUCGAGAGCGAAGAAUCCAAGAGACUAGCUUCAGAGUUUGUAGCCAGACAUCCUCGAAUCUCCCUACAAGCGAUCCUCAGCAAGUUCAGCGAGGCAGACGACACCCAGGACGACGACACGAUGACGUUGUACUCGCAGCUCGAGCUCAGCAAGCGUCUGUCGAAACUGAACAUCCUCAACCCGGAGAAACCCGACACGGACAUGAUGCAGGCGUUGUGGAACGACAGCGGGGUUCAGUGUUGCUACGCGCAAAGAAAGAAGUUCGUCGUGGAAAAAUUAGCGCAUGGAGAAGAACAUUUCCUGGAGAACUUAGAUCGAGUCUGCCGGAAACAGUUCGUACCUUCAGUUUACGACAUUAUGUUGAUUCGGUGCCCGACGCUCGGUGUACAAGAACACAAGUUUAUAAUCGACAACCUAACGUAUAGAGUCAUAGAUGUCGCUGGUCAAAAGAGUUUACGUAAAAAGUGGAUCCACUUUUUUGAAGGUGUCACUGCUGUUGUAUUUUUCGCAUCAGUUGAUGAAUUUGACGAGAUGCUGGAAGAAGAUCCAACGUUUAACAGUUUACAAGACAGUAUCCAGGCGUUUCACGAGGUGUCUCACAACCUCUUCCUGGAAAAGACGGACUUCGUCUUGUUUCUCAACAAGAAGGAUUUAUUCGUGGAGAAAAUCAAGAAGAGUACCAUCAAAUCGUGUUUUCCAACAUAUAAAGGCGAGCAAACGGUAGAAGCCAGUCUAAAAUAUAUCAAAGACCAGUUUUUGCAACAUAAACCAGGCCACAAGCAAGUCUACAUCCACGUCUCAUGUGCAAUAGACACGUCCUUGAUGAAAGACAUCUUAGCCAACAUUAUUGACAUUAUUGUGGAAUUAAAUCUGAGAAAAGCUGGCAGUUUCUAGAAUGAAUUCUUCGGAAAUGAAUAACAAGAUAUAUAUUUUUGGUUAACACUGAACUUUUGAAGCAAAACCUCACAAACAAGCACAAUGGAAAUGGUUUUUGGGGGUUUUUUUUAACGCAGUAAACAAAACAUAUUUGCUAUGUUUGUGAAAUAAGGAAGCUGUUGGAUCUGUUUAUAGACGUGGACUGCUACAUUUCGAGACGUCAUCCGGAGAUGAAAUAAGUAUCGCAAGAGUAGUUUCCCCUGAAGCACUCUUGUGCUAAAUUCUUUGAAUAAAAUCAAAUCUGGGUUUUUUAAACGUAAAAUAACAGCAUCACUACUCAACUUGGCAUUAAUAUGGAUGGAACUAUGUUCUGUGUUUAACAUCUGUGUUGCAGUAGUUCGUGAACUGGAUUAUUUUAACAACUGGCAAAGAUUACGGGAACGAGUCGCUUUUAGUUGUGGAUUUGGAUUGCAAUUGAUGGAACUAUAUUUUGUGUUUACGUUGUGGAUUUAAUGUUUGGUAUAUUGGAAUGAUCCUUCAUCACGAUAUCGUUAAAGAACCUAUAUGAAUUGAAAGGAUUAAGACUCCAUUAUACAUUUGGAUAUGGAUUACAAUGGGUAGAACUAUUUUUGAUUGUGUUAGGUCUUGAUUGUAAUUUCGUAUACGUGCUGGAACCAUUCAAAGUAACAUCAUUUUGGGAACUAUGCCCGUGCUUAUAAAUCUUUCAAAGUCUGUUAAGAAUUCAGAUUUGGACUCGUAUGAAAUUAGUGUCGACCUAUGUUUGAGUUCGGACUGUGAAAGAUGUAUAUGCUUAAGGUCGUAUAGUUUGUAUUGUUUACACCCUCCAAAGUUUUAAUAUAUUACGUAAAUGGAUACAGGUAAUGUAUGUCAGAACGCAGUCUUUGUGUUGAAGAAAUGGUCCCUAUAAAAUCCAGAUGAUGAAAUGUGCUCCGAUACAAUGGAGCUGGUAUGCAUUCAGUGCAACGAGUGUCUAUAUCGAGCAACCUAAUGUACCUUUGUGCUGCGAAAUGAGCAGUUACACUGUGGCGUGUGCAGUCAUACCGUGGAGUGGUCGUUCAUAUUGUGAAAUGUGCUUUCAUACUGUAAAAUAUGCAUUCAUGCUUUCACAUGUACAUUCAUACAUUGAAGUAUGCAUUCAUGACGUGAAAUGUUAUUUCACCUUGUGAAAUGUGCAUUCGCGUAAACUGAAAUGUUCAUUCAUACUGUGAAAUGUUUAUUCAUACAGUGGAAUGUGCAUUUAUACUGUGAAAUGUUCAGUCGCACUGUGAAAUGUUCAUUCAUACUGUGAAAUGUGCAUUCAUACCGUGAAAUGUGCAUUCACACCGUGAAAUGUGCAUUUAUACCGUGAAAUGUUCAUUCAUACCGUGAAAUGUUCAGUGAAACAGUGAAAUGUUCAUUAUACUGUGAAAUGUCCAUGCAUACUGUGAAAUGUGUAUAUUGUUAUUUUUUCCAUCAGUCAAUGGUAAAAUAAUGUACUAAUAUAAUUAUUAUAUAUGUAUAUGCUACAAACUAUCUCAGUUCAUUAUCAUCAAUAAUAAUAAGCAUUACUUCAAAUACAAGAGGUAACUGUUGAACUAAAUUGUUGCUCAAUGCUGAAAAAAUUAUUUAUUUUGUGUUUUAAUGACAAAUAAUUGAUGUAACUUGUGGGCUAAGACAUGUUUUGUAAUGAUAGUGCUAUCGUUCUCUACUCGGAUAAUUUCUGGUGGUGUUGGUAAGUGUUGAUAUAUAUAUGGUGUUUAUAUUGUAACUCAUCAUGAACUUUAAUAAUCCUAUAAGGAACAUAUUGUUACAUAGGUAUUAAAUGAUCUCUUUUUCUCUCUCUCUCUCUCUCUCUCUCUCUCUCUCUCUCUCUCUCUCU
Messenger RNA from Gigantopelta aegis, 3217 nucleotides. RefSeq names its product guanine nucleotide-binding protein G(o) subunit alpha-like. Gene Ontology annotation, cellular component: heterotrimeric G-protein complex. Bases 157 to 1356 code for a protein of 399 amino acids. Gene Ontology annotation, molecular function: GTPase activity; G protein-coupled receptor binding; guanyl nucleotide binding. The transcript is spliced from 8 exons. Lineage: Eukaryota; Metazoa; Mollusca; Gastropoda; Neomphalida; Peltospiridae. Gene Ontology annotation, biological process: adenylate cyclase-modulating G protein-coupled receptor signaling pathway. The record is from RefSeq and is a predicted model, not a curated record.